This is a messenger RNA of Cladocopium goreaui, 6497 nucleotides long. Lineage: Eukaryota; Dinophyceae; Suessiales; Symbiodiniaceae. The record is from the annotation of a GenBank genome assembly.
CGACCGUCACCGGGACGCCUUUUCUGCAACUGAACUCUCAAGUGCCUCCAGCCUUUGGCUUCUGGGGAGGCGACUACCAAGGUGCAACGCAUGAAGCUGGUGACUCCGAUGCAUCCAGCAGCUUCAGCCAACUGCCAGAUGGCGCGUACCUUUGCCUCAUGUCGGUCCCCAUUGGCAGCUACAACUUGGAGGUCUCUGUGGGCAACCACUCAGGGUCCGCCUCCUCUUGUUUGGAAUUGGAGUCUGGUGCCCGCAUCUACGAUGGCAGCACGGCUUCGAUCCAAAAGGCUGCAGCGGUGGUGCAUAAGGAGGCCUUAGACAGUUGCCUGACCUUGCGCUCCUGCGUAGCGGAUGCGGUGGUCAACACCUGGAAGGUGGAAGAAAUCCAGUGCCACAGCAGCUGUGCUUUUUGCACUGCUACGGGCGAGGCUGAUUGUGCCAUCAGCUGCAAUGAUGGGCGCAGUUUGACCUCCGGUCAGAAUGGUAGCUUCUGUCUGGCCCGCGUCCCCUAUGCACCAAGUAGUCUGAGCGCCAGCCAGGUGACCAACAGCAGUCUCCGGCUCUCUUGGGUCUCUGGCUUCUCUGGAGGCGAAGAAAUCACGGAUCAUCGCGUUCUUCUGGAAGGCGUGGAGUUUGGAAGGACUGGUAGCACUGAUGCCUUCGUGGAUUUGAGCGGACUUGAAGGCGACACGGUCUACUCCUUCCAGGUGCAAGCAAUGAGUGCAGCAGGUUUUGGAGACCUGAGUGAGUCCUUGACGGUUCGCACUUCACCAGUCUUGCCAUGGGCUCCACUGGAGCUGGUGGUGAUGGCGGUGGGACAGUAUUGGGCCAACAUGUCGUGGUCCACGCCCAGCUACGACGGGGGUGCUAGCAUCGUCGGAUACCUGGUAUCUGCAGGAGAUCUCAGCUGGAGCACUGCUAUCACGGAGGUAGCUGCCGAUGGGUUGCAGGGUUACACCUGGUACACCUUUCAAGUGCAGGCUUUGACCUCUGCCGGCCUCGGUGCCGUGAACGCCACGACACUUCGAACCCUUGAGGUCCCUCCGGGCCCCGUGCAGCAGCUGCAAGUCGCAUCUGUGGAACAGUACACCAUUUCUCUGCAGUGGUCUGCACCUCUCUUGGAUGGCGGAAGCAACAUCUCAGGCUAUCGGAUGCCGGGUGCCGAGCUGACGCCAGAUAUCUGUAAGGUCACCACUGAUGAGUCGGAAGCAUGCGAAGCCCGGCCAGGAAACUUCACUGCAGGUGUGCUGCCCGACGAGUGCUUCGUGGUGGCUUCAAAUGCUUUGGGCCUUGGCGAGUCAGCCUCCAUUCAGGAGCGCACGUUGGCGGUGCCUCCCUAUCAACCUGGGCAGCCGGUGCUUCUGCAGGAAGACCUGCAUUUCGUGGAGAUCAGCUGGACAGCGGCAGAGGGUGACCCGGGCGCAAAUCUCACAGGCUACAAGAUUUAUGGUCGAACUGAUGGAACUUGGUAUGUCGUGAUCAACGACACCCAGUGCACCAACACCACUUGGCAAAUCUCUAACCUGGAGAUGUACACGGCCUAUGAUUUCGCCGUCGCGGGGCUGAAUGACGUGGGGGAAGGUGAGCGGAGCAACAGCACCGCAGCCUUCACCGCAGCGGUGGGCUUGCCACAUCCGCCCUCUGAACCUCUCCUGAAUGCCAGCCACUCCUCCAUCGAGGCGGUCCAAGAAACCAAGCAAUUGUGGGCCAAGACUUUGAAACGGCAGACUGUGGUCACUGUGGUACCGCCUUUGGAUUCAUCCCCCAUUGGUUACCGAAGAUCGGUACCACGUUCCUUCGCAGAUGGAGCUUUUGAUGUCGUGCUGAAUGUCUCGGACUCAACGCAGCUCGGCUCAGCGCCAAUGUUUGGUGUAGUGCAAGGGCUCCUGGGAAAUCUUACCUACAAGGUCCGAGUCCGUGCAGUGACCAGUUCAGGUGCUUGGUCUUAUCCCAGCACCAGCGUGGAGGUGAGGACCAGCUUUCCAGUGGAACCCAGCCAAGUGCCGCAGCUGGAUGUGUCGGCACUGGCGCCUCACACGGCAUUGGCCAAUUGGACCCCGGUUGUGGAUCUGGGUGGAAGCCCUCUGCAGGGCUACGAGGUGGUGGUGAAAGAGGGAGAGACUGUGACCACGGUGAUCCAGACGACAGAGGCCUCUGUGGAGAUUACCCAGCUCAUGGGGCUGCAAAACUACCAAUUCUUCGUCUACGCAGAAAAUGGCAUCGGCAGGUCACCCAGCACCUCGGCGAACCUGACGAUGCCCGAAGCUGAAGUGCCUGGUGUGCCGCAAGGCCUGCAAGUGAGCAACGCCAGCUUCGAGUGGGCAGCGCCGCAGCACGAUGGUGGCGCAGCUUUAUGGGGCUUCGAGGUCUGGGCUCAAGUGGAUGAGGACAACUGGACGAUGCAGGAGAUGACCAACGAGACCAGGAUCAACCUGACAGACCUCAUUGGUGAUACAUCCUACAGGUACCAAGUGCGCGCAGUGAAUCGGAUUGGAGCAGGCUCCUUCGCGGUGUCCGAUGUGCUUCACACCGGCCCUUCUGUGCCUAUGGCUCCCAGGGAGUUGACGCCUGUGGAAGUGGGACAAUAUCAGCUGCGACUGACGUGGUUGGCUCCUUUGAAGGAUGGCGGCGCUCCGAUCUUCGCCUACCGGAUCUGGCAGCGCACUGGGACAGGUUCCCUUGUGCUUGCGGUGAACAGCAGCGAGAGUAACGCCACAGAGGUCAUCGUGGAGUCACUGACGAGGACUACGGCUUACAGCUUCGUGGUGGCAGGUGUGAACACUUUGGGAGUUGGUUCCCUCAGCGAAAAGAGCAUGCAGGUCUGGACCCUACCGGUGGCGCCUGCCGCAGUGGAGCAGCUGCAGCUGGAGCCAUCGCCUUCCAGGCUGAACUUCACCUGGGAGGCACCGGACGAUGGAGGCCUGCCCAUUGACUUCUACACCAUCGAGAUGCACCUGGAAGACCUUGAAGACCUGGAAUCUGGGUUCUUCCUGGUGGGCAACCUGAGUUCCUCCGGCUGCCGCUGCUUCCAACUGACGGAUUUGAUGGCCAACCGAAGCUAUCGGCUGCAGAUCUUCGCUUGGAAUGCGGUCGGCAGGUCACCAGAGGCCCCAAAGACGCUGCAGACCUCCGAGCCAGACGUGCCCAGCGCGGUGCAGCAGCUCGUGGUCGUCAUGGGCAACUACUCCGCAGACUUGGCGUGGCAGCCACCGGCGGAGACGGGCGGCCUUAGUGGUCUCUACUAUGAGGUGACGGCCAUAGCAGAUCACCAGCUGGUUCAAACCACCACGGAGACCUUUGUCACCAUAGAGACAUUGUUUGGCAGCCGUGCCUACAACGUCUCGGUUGUCGCCUGCAACACUUUGGGUUGCGGUGCUGCAUCCACCAUCUCCAACCUACAGACAGCGGCCGCCGAGGAUCAAGCCCUUUUAGCCGGACAAGCGGCCUCAGUAGCUGCUAUUGCAGCAGGCCUCACAGCAGAACAGGCUGCACAAGCAGCAGGUGCAGCAGCAGCCAGCACUGCACAAAAUGUAGGUUUGUCGCCUGAGUUGCAAACCAGCUUGGCAGCAACCGCAGCCGCACAAGCUGCGAACGUGAACCAACUGAGUGCACAGAAGCAAGCAGAACUGGCAGGAGAAGCAGCUGCAUCAGCAGGAGCACUAGCAAACAUGAGCAUGACCGAACUUGCAUCGGCAGCAGGUUCGGCUGUUUUGUUUGUGGGAAGCCAAGCUGGACUCACACCUGAGGAACUUGCAGUGUUGGCCGCCCAAUCUGCUACAGCAGUGCUCCAGCACCACUACAAUGCUUCUUUGUCGCAGCAAGCGCAGGUAGCAAGCGCGGCAGUUGCUGUUGCAUUGACAAAUGCAAGCCUGACACCUGCAGAAGAAGCGCUGUUGACGGGUGCCUCUGUUUUAACAGCCUUGAGGAGUGGUUCUGGGUGUGAUGCAGAGCUGGUAGCACACGCAGGUGAAGCUGCUCAAUCUGUUGCAAGUAGGACAAGCAUGAACGUGAGUGACCAAGCAGCCACAUCAGGACAAGCCGCAGCACAAGCAGCGGCAAACUGCAGCAUGUCACCAGCCAUGCAGGCACAACUAGCUGGAGCUGCUGCAGCCGCAGCAGGUGCAACUGCAAACCUUUCUAGCGAAGAACAAACAGCCUUGGCCGGGCACGCGGCUUCAGUAGCUGCUAUUGCAGCAGGCCUCACAGCAGAACAGGCUGCACAAGCAGCAGGUGCAGCAGCAGCCAGCACUGCACAAAAUGUAGGUUUGUCGCCUGAGUUGCAAACCAGCUUGGCAGCAACAGCAGCCGCACAAGCUGCGAACGUGAACCAACUGAGUGCACAGAAGCAAGCAGAACUGGCAGGAGAAGCAGCUGCAUCAGCAGGAGCACUAGCAAACAUGAGCAUGAGGGAACUUGCAUCGGCAGCAGGUUCGGCUGUUUUGUUUGUGGGAAGCCAAGCUGGACUCACACCUGAGGAACUUGCAGUGUUGGCCGCCCAAUCUGCUACAGCAGUGCUCCAGCACCACUACAAUGCUUCUUUGUCGCAGCAAGCGCAGGUAGCAAGCGCGGCAGUUGCUGUUGCAUUGACAAAUGCAAGCCUGACACCUGCAGAAGAAGCGCUGUUGACGGGUGCCUCUGUUUUAACAGCCUUGAGGAGUGGUUCUGGGUGUGAUGCAGAGCUGGUAGCACACGCAGGUGAAGCUGCUCAAUCUGUUGCAAGUAGGACAAGCAUGAACGUGAGUGACCAAGCAGCCACAUCAGGACAAGCCGCAGCACAAGCAGCUGCAAACUGCAGCAUGUCACCAGCCAUGCAGGCACAACUAGCUGGAGCUGCUGCAGCCGCAGCAGGUGCAACUGUAAACCUUUCUAGCGAAGAACAAACAGCCUUGGCCGGACAAGCGGCCUCAGUAGCUGCUAUUGCAGCAGGCCUCACAGCAGAACAGGCUGCACAAGCAGCAGGUGCAGCAGCAGCCAGCACUGCACAAAAUGUAGGUUUGUCGCCUGAGUUGCAAACCAGCUUGGCAGCAACCGCAGCCGCACAAGCUGCGAACGUGAACCAACUGAGUGCACAGAAGCAAGCAGAACUGGCAGGAGAAGCAGCUGCAUCAGCAGGAGCACUAGCAAACAUGAACGUGACGCAAAUUGCGACGGUGGCUGCCAGUGCAGCUGAAAGUGUUGCCCUGGAGGCAGGCCUUUCUCCAUCGCAGGCGUCGCAACUUUCAAGUGAUGCCUUAGAGUUGGCUGAGGAGCGUGCGGAUUGCCAAUUGACCACCAGGGAUGAGCUGCGCUGCCUUCACAGGUGCAUGGCCCAGAGGCUGCUGAUGACAUUGGAUACCUCCGAUCUCUUGAGCUGCAGUGGCAGCUUUGACGAGACCCGAGUGGCGGACGAACUGGUUUUCCAGAUGGAUUUCGGGAGCCGCCCAGCCAACUUCGCCCAGCGCCUUCUACUGGCUUUGGGCGAUCUCGCGCGCGGUGGAAACGUCGGGCUGGCAGGGCUGCGCAGCGGCUCCGUGCGCGUGGCGCUGGCGGUGUCAGGCACCGGGUCUGCAGAGGACUUCGCAGACCUGGAGGUGCUGCUUUCAGAUGUCGACCAGUUGAAGACAUUGGAUUCGGAUCUUUUCGCCACUGUCCAGGACACCACAACCACCUCAAGCACCGCCACCUCGACCCAAACGACUUCAUCGGCUCUUGAAGACUCCACUUCGAGGCCCACAACGUCCACGUUGGCCGCCUCUUCUUCGACCUUGACGGUCAGCAGCGGCAACGUGACCAGCACCGGCCCUGCGACCUCGACCGUCGCCACAUCCGAGAUGACCACGUGGACGACGACGACGAGUGCAGAUGAGGGCAACGAGAGCGACGGGAGCGACGGGAGCAAUGAGAGCGAUGCGUCCCUAGCUGAUCCCCAGUUCCGCUUGGUGGAUCUGCCCGAUGAUCCUAGAGGGCUGGGAGUUGAGAUUCACGUGGUGCUGGCAGUGGGUGCUACUUUGCUGGUGACCUUCGCUGCUGUGAUGUGGUGCUGCAUGCGGAAGGCUCUGCGCUCCGUGGAGUCAGUGGAUGACUUCGGAGGAAUCCUGCCCACACCCAAGCCGACGGAGGCUUGGGCCGCACCCGAGACCCAGGUGCCAGCAACGGAUGUGGAUGCACGGAGGUCAUUUAGGAAGGAGGCAGAUAACGAUGCUGCCUGGCCCGAAAACACGAGCACCAGCAAGGCUCGUUCCGAGGGCUGUGAAGCUGCUCCCAGCACACCACGGCGAGAACGAGUUGGCAUGGGCACUAAUAGCCUCAUCGCUUUGGAGGAAGCUGAGACCGCCUUAGCCACACCGGGCGAUGGACCAGGCUGGGAAGGUGCUCCUGAAACGCCACGGCGAGAACGAGUUGGAAUGGGCACCAAUACCCUCGUAGCAUUGGAGGCCGGGGUGCGUUUGGUGGGAGUUGGUGUGGCCUGGGAUGAUCAGAUCACUAGAGCCAAGGUGGUUCCAGGGGCCGAGGUGUGA